GUCCAGAAACGCCACAAUAAACGAUCAUGAUGCACCGCAGCUUGAUGCGAUCCGGAACAGCCAUGACCAAGCGCACGGCGCCGCGACCCUCGUCGAGUGUGCGCCACUUCCGAAAGAGCGCCCCCACUAAGUACACGGAGAACAAGGAGGUCACGGGCCUUGCGGGCAUCGUGGAAGCCGACAAUCACGCCCUCUCUGUCAAGCUGCAGCACCUGACGAGUGUCAGCCUCAUGGGCGCCGUGCCGCUUGCCUUUGUGCUCAGCCCGUCGCCGCUAGUGCUUCCCGUUGAUUUGGCGCUGGGCUUGAUCCUGCCCGUGCACGCCCACAUUGGCAUGAACAACGUCAUCUCGGACUACGUUCCCAAGAACGUCCGCACGCUCGCGCGCCUGGGCUGGCUCGGCGCCACGUCGCUCAUGUUCUUGGGCCUGCUACGCGUUAACCUGGAGGGACCUGGUAUCACGGAGGUGGUCAAGACCGUCUGGAGGGAGUCGCCCAACAAGAAGAAACUCGAGGCGUAGAUAGACUGAGCUUUCUUCUCGGCGCCCGUCUGGGGACGAGGCUCCGAGAUGAACCCGAUUACAAAACAGAGGUGGUAUGUCUUAAAAUUGAGCAGCUACUCUAAUACGACCUUGAAAGAAAAGGUAUCGGGAGUCUAUACCUGCAUUGUCUGAGCACGCUGAGCACGCUCACCUUUAGGUAGACGACGUUUUCUCAUUGGAUGGAAACAGCAGUGUAGCUUGUCCAUCGACGACGACAACGCCAUCACUUGCUUUCAUGCACAUGGUCUCGCACUCGACAAAACGCUUGCGUACUCUCACGACACGGAUGUGGGCCGUCACCUUCUCGUCCACCAGUAAUGGUGCUCUCCAGCGCAGAUUUUGCUUAACGUACACAGCGCCCGGCACAGAGCGGCCGAAAAUGGUGGCGAAAAGACUGGCGGAGAGCAAACCUUGCACCACGGGUUUGCUUUCGGGUGUGUGCUUCAGAGCGAAAUCGGCGUCUACAUGCAACGGGUUGUUGUCGCCCGAUAGUCUCGAGAAGGCACGCGUGUCUUCGAUCGAAAAAGCG
Messenger RNA from Phytophthora infestans T30-4, 1068 nucleotides. RefSeq lists its product as uncharacterized. Gene Ontology annotation, molecular function: ubiquinone binding; heme binding. The record is from RefSeq and is a predicted model, not a curated record. The transcript has 3 exons. NCBI's taxonomy places the organism in Eukaryota, Oomycota, Peronosporomycetes, Peronosporales, Peronosporaceae. Bases 27 to 518 code for a protein of 163 amino acids. Gene Ontology annotation, biological process: tricarboxylic acid cycle; mitochondrial electron transport, succinate to ubiquinone. Gene Ontology annotation, cellular component: membrane; mitochondrial envelope.